Molecule: messenger RNA, 3354 nt
Organism: Leptonychotes weddellii (Weddell seal)
Lineage: Eukaryota; Metazoa; Chordata; Mammalia; Carnivora; Phocidae
Source: RefSeq, a predicted model, not a curated record
AUGGUAUUCUUUUAUCUUUGGAUCGUGUUUUGUAUCAUCAGUUCCUGUUAUACCCUCAUCUGGGAUCUGAAGAUGGACUGGGGUCUCUUUGAUAAGAAUGCUGGAGAAAACACCUUUCUCCGGGAAGAGAUUGUAUACCCCCAAAAAGCCUAUUACUACUGUGCCAUCAUAGAGGAUGUGAUUCUGCGCUUUGCUUGGACUGUCCAAAUCUCAAUUACCUCCAUGACAUUGUCGCCUCAUUCUGGGGACAUCGUUGCUACUGUCUUUGCUCCCCUUGAGGUUUUCCGGCGAUUUGUGUGGAACUUCUUCCGCCUGGAGAAUGAGCAUCUGAAUAACUGUGGUGAAUUCCGUGCCGUGCGGGACAUCUCUGUGGCCCCUCUGAAUGCGGAUGAUCAGACGCUCCUAGAACAGAUGAUGGACCAGGAUGAUGGGGUACGAAACCGCCAGAAGAACCGGCCAUGGAAGUACAGCCAGAGCAUAUCCCUGCGCCGGCCUCGCCUCGCUUCUCAAGGGACCCAAAUAGGGAGCAGAACAACCAGCACCAUGGAGAUGACCUUGGCUGUGGAGAGAAGUGGCUCUGAGCCACAGCUGGAUAGUGGACACCUCCCAAGACCCUGUUCCUGCUCUCUGGAAGACAGAACACCCAGCCUGAUGGUCCCCCAAGACCCCAGGGCAUGGGGGCUACAACUCCCAGGUCCCUCUGUGCUGGAAUCCAAAGUGAGGGCCUUGAAGGAAAAAAUGACGGCAGGCAAACAGGUGGUGAGCCCUGGCCUCACUUCUCACGAGCGGCCAUCCAAGAAACCCAAAUGCAGGCGAGUCAAGGUGGGCGGAGCUGGGCCUCUGUCGGAGGGGUCUUCCUUGCCGGAUGCCGAGGGGGUGAUCCCUGCUCAGAAUUUGCCUGAUGGGCAGCUGGACAGCGAUAUCAGCAAGGAGGAACCUGCCCGGAACGGGGGUCCCAGACCUCCCAGGCCGCCUUCUCCUGGGCUGGAGUGCUGGAACGGGAGGAGCCCGCGGCCUCCAGAAGCAAUACAGGCCUUGCCCGACAAUGAGAGGAGUCUGCUGCCAGGGCCUGGCUCUUUGCAAGAGAACACUGUUCACAGAGUCACUCCAGGCCGGCCUGGGGGCCCUGGUCCUUGUAACAAAAUCGCCCACAUGCCCAACCUGAGGAAAGGAAGGUCAUACGCCCUUCAGGAUGACCUAGUUACAGGGGGAGACCUGGACAGCUUGUCUCUGACCUGCGAGGAGGACUUUGUUCCCAGGCCAGCCUUGCUAGGGGGGCUCUGGCGAGCUGCAGAGCUGGGGGCUCUGGGCACUGGGGACAGUGCCUUAUCCUUGUCUGAUCGGGUGGAGAGGAACCGCCUUCUGCUGCAGGAGAUGCUAAAUGUUGGGGGCCAAGAACCCCCCAGGGUAGGAAUCCCAGCCUGGACUCCACCCUGGCACAGAGGACUACCAGAGCGACCAGCAGGGGACGUGGACUGGGACUCAGGCAUCUCCCUGCAGGACUCGGACCAGAACAGGACCUUUGGUCCCAAGCCAGAGUCUGUGCUGAGCCCCAGGCCUGAGGAAGCCAAGCAUCUGCUGCAGCGUGCCCGCAUGAAGGCCAGGACCCGGCCCCUCCGUGCCAGCCAUGAGAUCGUGCCCGCCGUCGCCCAGGGCAGCCGGGAAGCUUCUGUGCCUCAGUCUCACACAGCAGAGCUGGCGCUCCUGGGUGGGCCUGACUCGGAGCUGCGAGCCCAUGCCACAGUGGGCCCGCCCCAAAGCGGGACCUCUGUGCUGUUGAGAAAGCCUCUGCUUUGGUCACCAGGAUGGGUGUCACCAUCUCACCAACAUCGGAAAGCUGCCUCCUUUCAGAACCUCCAUUCUCUGCUGAGUGGCAAGGGGGACCGGUCCAGCCUCUACAUGGUAGGGGAGCCGGGAGACCACAGUGCAGUUGGCCGACCAACCAAGGCCUCACCCCGACGUGCCCUCAGUGUGGAGGACGUGAGCGCCCCCAGCCAGGCGCGCACGGUGGGCCGCGUGGUGGAGGUGUUCCCAGAUGGCACAACCCAGCUGCAGCUGCAACGCUCCCCGGAGGGCUCUUUCGGCUUCUGCGUGGCCUCCGGGAAUGGGCGCCGGGACUCAGGGUUCUACGUGCAGGAGAUGGCUGAUGCGAGCAUGGCCAAGCUGUACUCGGGGCUGCUGGGGGUAGGGGAUGAGAUCCUCGAGGUGAAUGGGGCCAAGGUUGCCGGGCUGGGCUUGGCUCACAUUAAAGAGCUCCUGGCCCACGCGGAGAGCUUGUCAGUCCGUGUGCUGAGGCAGAGGCCUGUCCCUCAGUGACCCAGGGCUGUUUUGCCCUCACUGUCACCCCCUCGGAAGCCCUGACCUGCCCCAGGAGGGACGGCUGGAAAGGCACUGCACGAAGCUGCUUUAUGGAUGAAAACAGAUCACAGUGGCGUGUAACCGCUUAGGCUGUGGCAGGGGCUUCUGGGAUUGACGACCGUAGGGUGAGGGCAGGAUGGUGUGUUUUGUUUAGGGAUGUUAAUUUAUGCCAAACUGGGGAAAGCAAACAUGGAUCUCCUUCCAUGCCGGAAGUGGUGUCAACAUCUUUCUGUACCUUUGUCGGCGGGAGGAGGAGAGAGAUUCAGGGGUACUUGGGUGAGCCCCUGAUUGUCUCCUCACCCCAAGUCUCAUCCCACUCUCGAUCAGGGUCUCCCCCAGCCUCCACACUCCAGAACCAAAGAAAGUGCUUGGCCAUAUUGGCCUUGAAUCUGCCUUUAAAGUCUCAUGUCUUCCAUGUCCCAUUUGACACCUUUGCUCUUUUUCCAGAAAUGGUUUGCAAAGUGUCCUAGUGUAACAGCCUAAAGCCAUGGGCCAUAUAUUCCAAACCCAAAAUUGGAAUAUGUGGUCUGGUGUGAGAACAUCUGGGAGAUGUUAUCUGGCAGCCAGAAUAUUAAGAAUCUCUGGGAAAUUUUUGUGAUAUAUAAAGUUGGAGGGGGAAAAAACAAUGAACCCGAGACCAAAGUCAGGGAAGUGCCGCUGUGGCCAGUGGGUCUGGCCGGCUCCACCCCCAGCCCCCUGCCCUCUGCUUCUGCCCAGGGCGAGGCUGGCGCUGGUGGGGAGGGCCUGCCUGCCUUCUCCGGUGGAGUGUGGGCACAGGCUGCAGCCCGUGCCAGGCUGUCCCCAGCCACAGGCUCUCUGCCCAGGCUCCCUGAUGGCUGCUGGGGGUGGGCCGGCAGGGAGUGCAAUGACGGGUACAGGCAGGGGGAUGGGCUCUCCACCCGGCUGCCUCCCAGCUCUAGGCCCAAAGGGUUGGGACUCUGGGAGUGGAUGGCCGUGUGUCAGUCUUAAAUUAUUAAAAAGCAAAGCUGAAGCUUC